UAUAAUUUUUAUAAAAAUUAAAAAAGAAAUUUAAACAAAAUGGGUGGCGAAGAAGUUGCUACAGAUACCGUCUAUAUGCCACCGCGCAUUGAACUCACACGAUUUGGAGAGUACUGUCAACGGCGGGGAAUAAAUCCAAACUUGAUUAUGCUUAAAAUAACUUUGUUUGUUAUGUAUGGCGCUACCUCAUCUCUAUUACCAUAUCUGACUAUACACAUGCAAUCGAUUGGCUUGACAGUUGAGGAAAUUGCUAUUAUUUAUUUGGCGUUACCAUUCACAACGUUUUUAAGUCCACCCAUUACUGGCUUUCUUGUCGACAAGUUUGGCAAAUACAAACCAGUUGUGGUUAUGAGUCUACUAUUGAAUGCAAUUUUCCAUCAUUCAUUGCUGUUCAUACCGCAACAGGAAAUUCCUGGUGUUGUGCCGUCAGCAUUUGUAAUGCGUCAUCCAGAUAGCGGUGACAUUGAGGUAUGGUGGUCGCCGUGUCCUAGUCGCGAAUGCCCUGAGGAACCUGAGCUGGAAUUAGCGGUAAAUCAAUGUGUUGAUUACUGUCUGCUACAAGAGAAAAUAUUAUAUAGCUCGCCAUCGCCAGAGUAUCUUGAAAGGACAACGAUAACUGAAUCCACUUCAAUGCUAACCACAUCAUCAAGAGACAUAACAGAAGGAGCGACGACAAUGAUUACAACAAUGGCACACGCAGACAAUGGCGAAAUCAACUUUAAAGAUGUACUUAAUAUGUCAACAGCAACGAUGCUACUACCAACAGCAGUGACAGCAACAACAACAACACUAUCAUCAAUGCUAGGACAAACUCAACAGCCAAGUGAUUGGAAUCAAACGGUAGAUAUUGAAAAUGAUACGAUACCUAUUACGGUUAGUUGGGUACAUUCGAAUGCCAGCGAUUCAACGUAUUUUAUGCUACAAAUGCAUCCUGAUUUAGCGGAUCCCAUCGAACAGUUGGGUAUGGAAAUUGAACAAGAUGAUAACGAAACGGUUACGGAUUUCAAGCAACGUUUUGGUGAACGUCGCCUUUGGGACAUGCAAAUCAAUGUUACCGAUUUAGAGGAAUUGGAUUUACGUUGCGGUGGCAUUGCUAGACGGCAUAAUAUGUCACGUCUCUCUAAUGAGACUGUCACCUGCAUGGUACAACGUUGUGAAUUUACACUUAAUGCACCGGAAAUAUGUCCGCCCGACUAUAAAGAGACCGAUGACACCAUCUUUUGGAUUUAUUUUCUGCUGCGGUUUUUGGCGACCACGAUGCUGUCAGCCGGUGUCACGAUAAUGGACCCGAUUGCCUUGACAAUGAUUGAAAAGUACGGCGGCGAUUUUGGGCGCGAACGUCUCUUCUCUAGCAUUGGUAUGGCAAUCUUUUCGCCUAUUACCGGUAUCAUGAUUGAUUAUUUUUCACGUGGUCUUGGCUACACUGACUAUUCGGCCGCCUUCUAUACAUACGAUGUGCUGUUGGUUAUUUCUACAGUGUCGGUGUUAAUGAUGCCGUUGGGCGAAAAGUUGCCCGCUGAUAAUGUCUUUAGAGAUUUAUGGAAUUUAUUAAAAAUGCCGCAUGUGAUAACAUUCAUUUUCUUUUUAUUUAUUCUGGGCAACUUCUGGGGUUUCAUUGAGAGUUUUCUAUUUCUUUAUCUUAAGGAAUUGGGUGCACCGAAUUAUUUAUUAGGCAUCACAAUAACCGUGGGUACAGUAAGCAGUAUACCAUUCCUUUAUGGUGCUGAGAAAAUUACCAAAAUCUUCGGUCAUGUGAAUUUGAUUAUUAUUGCCUUCUUUUCUCAUGCCGGUCGUUUGGUGGGCUAUUCGUUUAUUGAAAAUGCCUGGUGGUGUUUCCCCUUUGAGGCUAUGGAGGCUUUGUCCUGCCACUUAAUGUGGGUGGCUGCCGCCACUUACUGCUCAAUUUUAGCUCCAAAAAGCCUUUUAGCUACAUUGAUCGGCGUCCUGGGUAUGGCACACUUUAGCUUGGGACGUGGUAGCGGUUCCUUUUUUGGAGGCCUACUAAUUGGUCAAUUCGGUACAAGAGACGCGUUUCGUUAUAUGGGUUUACUGGCGGUAGUAGGCGGUAUAGCUUAUGGAAUUUUACACUUGGUGUGGCUGCGAAAAUUCGAUCAUAAUAUGGAAGAAUCCGAAGAUGAGGGUGAAGGAGUGGAAACAGGUGAAACGGAUAAACUUACUGAACCCGCCACUAAAGAGCAAGGGACUUCAAUGUCAUUGGAGCGUUUAAGUCUAAUGAUAAAAUACAAUCAAAUAGGUAGUCUUACGUCAUUGCCUAGAGGUUCAAGGGGUGAUAUACAUGAUCAUUUAUCUAUACGACGUAGUAGUUACAACGUUGAAUCAAUACGUGUGCCUAAGCAUGGCAUUGGCAGUGCCUCAAAGGUUGACAUUCUACGUUCAGCUUUGGAAAUCAAUCACAAAUCCUCAAAUAAUUCUGUGCUGAGCAAGGCUGACAAUCGUACAUCAAAUCAAUCAUUGGGACGUAAUCGUGCCGACAGCGCACCUAAACUCAAUCAUACAACAAUGAAAAAUAUCUCACAACCAGCGUUGGAAGCUGUUGUGUUAGAGGGUGUUGAAUCAACAUUUUUCCCAAGUCGUUUGAAAAAAUAUCCAAGUGGCUUAUUGACAUCUAUACCGGCAGUUGAUUUGUCUGUCAUACCCAGUUCGCUGUUAAUGGACAAGGAUCAGAUACGCAUACCGGAGGAAACUGAACUUAAUUCAAAAACUGCAUUGUCAAGCACAAGUGGCGUUGAUAACAGUCACAAUAAUGGCACCGAUAAUGUGGAAGAUAAUAGUCAAUCCGCUCAAACGGCCAAUGGCAAAAGCAUAGCGGAUGAGCGAAAUACCAAAGAUGAUGCCACUUGAUUAACUUGCUUAAAUAUCAUUAAGUACUACAA
Messenger RNA from Glossina fuscipes, 2894 nucleotides. RefSeq lists its product as uncharacterized. The transcript has 12 exons. Gene Ontology annotation, cellular component: membrane. Lineage: Eukaryota; Metazoa; Arthropoda; Insecta; Diptera; Glossinidae. Bases 40 to 2862 code for a protein of 940 amino acids. The record is from RefSeq and is a predicted model, not a curated record.